Molecule: messenger RNA, 2558 nt
Organism: Mya arenaria
Lineage: Eukaryota; Metazoa; Mollusca; Bivalvia; Myida; Myidae
Exons: 3
Coding region: 18-443 (141 amino acids)
Source: RefSeq, a predicted model, not a curated record
GCCCGGUCCCAGACAACAUGAAUGCUCUUCCGGAGGGAAUUUCCUUCCCAGUGUCAUCCCUGGAAGCAAUGGAAGCCUUGGAGGAGCUACUUCAGGACGCCAACAAUGCAACAGCUGUGGCGAGAUACAUGUAUACCAUUGGUGGGGUAGAUAUAAGAGAGAUGGUUGACAGAUUUAUGAAGGAGACGCUCACCAACAAUGUUGCAAAAAUGUACAACAUGAAGGGGUUGAAGGGCAAACAGAAGUUCGGAGACUUGUCACUGCUGAAAAUCCUGUUCCGAUGUGUCCAGAGGAACCCAGCCACCCGUCAAUCGACAUUGAAGGACGUUGAACUGGAAGUUUCCAAAUGGUUGACAGGUUCAAGAGACCGUGAUGGGGGGAGGACAAACCGGAGAAAGAGACCAACGCAAGGAAAUUCUUCAGACAAUGCUGAGGAAAACUGAAAUUGUUUUUGAACUUUAUAAAAGCAUGCCUCAAAACAUUUUGUUUGUAGGGACCUCGUGUUUGAAAUGUGAGUUCAACCAGUUGCUAGUAUGUAUGUUGCACCAACACUGUUUAUAGGUCGUAUGGGGCCGAACAGGACUGCAAAUGUUGGAAUUAAAAAUUCCAGUCCUGUUUGGGGCCAUUUGACCUAUAAACAGUGUUGGUGCUACAUAAAACCCAACCAAUAAGUGAUCUUAUAUUGUCGUUUAAAAUUCUUGUAAAGUUUUACAUAGCGACUGGUUGUACUCACAGUAGGUUUUUCUUAUUAAUUAGUAUAAAACUUACAAUGUCAAGGCAAUUUUUGAAAUAUUCAAUUAGAUAUUUUUGUAGUUAUUAAUGUAAAUUGGCACCUCCACAAUUUCAUUUCUUAUUAACACAUGUUACUCCACCAUCUGUACCAAAACAAUAAGUUUUGGAAGCAUUUAAACAGUGCUUUUGAUAUGCAUGUUGCAAAAAUCUGGCCAAGCAGAGGUGUGCAAAUAAACAAACUCGCAUUAUUUCUUUUCAUAAAUGUGACUUUAUUGUUUGGUCCGUCCUUAUUUGUAUUUGCUGCCAUCAUGAGAUUCGUUGCUCUUUAUAUUUUUUUUUAAUCCUUUAAUUGUUAGAAUGUUUCUGUAUUAUCAGGGCUCUCACUGGGUCAAAAAAAGUUUUAGCCAAUUGACUCGCGCUGAAAAUCACGGGGUUGCUAGAAAUACCAUAGUCAUCAGCUUCCCAACCUGAUAACCCCCAAAAAUAGUACAAUUCUUCAAGUUAUGAUUUUUUGAAUAUAUACUAGAGGCAAUAUUUAAGAUUUCAUGUUUUUAUUUGUUUUCACAAAAGCUAUUUAUUUCAUCAUAAUAAAUAAUACAGCUCUAAUUUAUUCUUAAAGACGACCAUGCAAAAUCAUGUGUGAUAUAUAUAUUUAAAUAUGAAAAUUACAACAUUUGUAUCUACAAAAUCAGUUUCAUAAGUAUGUACUGACAGAGUCAUUUAAACUUAAUAAUUAAUAUAAUAUUUCAAAUCUUGCAGACUCAACUUAAUCUUAAACAAGGAACAAUCCAUGAUGUCUGAUCAUAUCACUGUGUAUACAGUAAGCAUCAUUUUGACCCCCUAAUUACACAGGUUUAAACAAAUCUACAUAUUGAUUUAUAGCCCCAAUUUUAAACAUGCUGUAACUAGACAUUCAUUUACUUGAAUUAGUAGAAACUGGUUAAGAUAUAUAGAUUUUAAAAUUAAUUUAUUUUUAUAUGGAAAGUCAUACAUUUUAGACACUUUAGCCAAUUCCAUCAUUUUUUGUAGCCAAUUUUUAGUCUUUGUAGCCAAUGGAGCCAUUGGCGAAUGGCAGUGGGAGCCCUGAUUAUCUAGCCAAUCAUUUAUUUGUUACCAUUUAUUUGUUAGAGAAUUUUUCUGUAUUAUCUAGUCAAUUAUUUAUUUGUUAAAAUCUGUAUAAUCUAGUCUACGUAGUUUUUCAAGCUCACAUUGAGCAUCCAUCGGUUCUAUCGACAUUUUGUUGUUGAUCAUGUACGUUUCUGUAUUCUUUCAUCCAACAUGCGAUCUGGAAUUCUACAUCUUGUGUCCACAUAAACUGAUUCAAAAUUUGGCUAUUGUAAAUAUUUGUCCAUUGUUUUUGUUUUGUUGCUUUUUGCAAACAAUGAUGAGCUGUUUUAUUUUAUUUACUCCUGCAUUGUUUGAUAAAGAAUAUCUUAUACCAAUUGUAUACACCCAAAAAGGGACCUUGUGGGUGGAUUUAUGACAUACCUGUUUCUUAAAAUCAUAUAAGAAUAGUGCCUGUUCUGUGGUUAAAACAUUUACUUUCAACAACUUCAACCAUUAUGACAGAGAAUUACAAAAAACAUCCUAUAUAUGAAGGCAAUGUAGAAAAUACAAUGACGUCAAAAUGACAACAAACUUAGCGAGUUCAUUUAUCGCAAUGGCGUUCAUCCAUAAGGUCCCCUUUUGCGUGGUGAAACACAUUUUCAUUUUUCUGUUUUUUAAUACCUUUUAACUUUGUUAAUGCAUUUUUACAUGUUUUUUAUGCAGUCGUAUACCUAAUCUAGUCAGAUAAUUUGAAUAAAUUGGCAGGGAUUGAAACCUUU